GAGUCUACCUUCACGUGGUUGUUCACUGCUGCACAUGCUGCAGCUUUUUUGGCCUGGUCAAUCAAAUCCAUUGUUGAGGAAUGCCCAACUCCGUUUGUUGUAGCCAGACGACACAACCGUUCUGUAGAAAUGCAUGCAUUCCGGAUGCAAUUCUUCGCUGGGUUAAUUGCACUGUUCGCCAACAUUUGUUGUCUCGAAUUCUCACUGGUUUUGAACAAUUAACACGGAAGUCAAUCAGGCGCGGAUUCAGAAAGACCGCUUAAGUUGCCAUAAAAUAGUUACACGAUCAUCUUACAGGAAGGGCCAACCGGGCAGUGCAGCGACCGUGUCCGUAUCGCGAUCGUUUAUGUGCAAAAGUUCACUACGCCCGUGACAUUUAUUCACUAGCUUAAGCUGUUAAGUCCAUGUGUGAUAAUAAUUAUCAAUUCCGAGAUUGACUAGAAGUGAUUAGAACUUGUUUUUACAAAUAUGGCUGAUUCUGUGUCAGCAGCGCUUCAAGAUUGUCAGAAUAAGGUUGACUCUGGAAUGAAGUCCCUGCUAAAUGACUUAGAUAAUACAGUUCUUCGUAAAUUACAGAAAGAGAUGUAUCUGUGCAGUGCAAGAUGCUGUGAUCAGUUAUCAGGAGAUCGACAAGGGUGUAUACAGAGAUGCCAGCAGCCAGCUCAGCAGACUGAAGAAUAUGUGCAGAAAGAAUUAACAGAUUUCUUGGACCGGCUCCAGAGGUGCACGCUGCAAUGCCAAGAUGAAGCCAAGGACAAGAUCCGAGACAAUAUGUCAUCUUCUGACGAGGCCAAGGUACGCAAGAACCUAGAGGGCUGUCUGGUCAAAUGCGGGGACAAGCACGUCGCCAUGUUUCCCGCCCUGAAGACGCGAUUGUCAGAUCACGUCAGCAAGUUUUUAUGAAACAUAACUGUAGAAAUAUAGUGUAACAAAUUUUACAUAUUCUACAAAUAUUGCUCAGGGGGCAUUUCAUGAAAGUUGUCAGCACUGAUGUUAGCGCUGACAAUUUCAGUGAAAUCCUUGGUUUUGAUUGGCCUAUGAUUGUUACUAUGGUAACUGGAAGAAAGACAACUUGUCAGUGCUGACAACUUUCAUGAAAGUCCUCGGAUAUAAGGAACUAGAAAUUAUAUUUUUCAAAGUAAACACUUUAAAGUAAUAUAUCUGAUUCCUUAUAUUUUUUGUCCAUUUUCAAAAGGAAACAACUCUGUAGAAUGAGCAUUUCAAGUAAAAAAUUAUUUGUUUUUACUUAAGAAAGUCUAUGGAGUUGUUUCAUUUUGAUCAUUUUUAUAUGGUUCAAGAAAGGAAAGAAAGUAUCUUGUUGAUAUUUUAAUCAUGUUUUUUCAUCACUGCACGCUAUGAGGGUGCUAUAAUUGUUAUGCCCUUUUAGACCCUUUCACACAAAGGUUAAGAUCAAUUGUAAAUUGUCAUGUUUAAUGUUGGUAUAUUUAAAUAUUGUCAUUUUAUCCUUAACUAUUGUCGUAUUGAAUGAAAAUGAAGUCUGGCUGGAAUCACAAUAGACAGUUCAAAAGAUUUGAAGGAAUGUUAUAAUUUAGACUACUAUCACUUGCAUAACGAUUAAAUCCACUUGAAAAUUUGUGUGUACAGCACACUGUGAUAGUCAUUAAAAACUGGCUGAUAUAUUAUUUUUUAUGCUGAUUGUGUUUGAUUUGAAUUAGUUAAAGGGAAAUUAGGUAUAAAGAAAUUGUCCAUUAGCGAGACUAAUCCUUUUGUUAAAGGUCAAGUCCACCUCAGAAAAAUGUUGAUUUGAAUCAAUGGAGAGAAAUCAGACAAGAAUAAUGCUGAAAACUUUAUCAAAAUCGGAUGUAAAAUAAGAAAGUUAUGACAUUUUAAAGUUUGGUUUAUUUUUCACAUAAUAGUUAUAUGCACAAUUUAGUCACAUACAAAUGAGAGAAUCGAUGAUGUCCCUCACUCACUAUUUCUUUUGUUUUUUGUUUGAAUUAUACAAUAUUUCAAUUUUUACAGAUUUGACAAUAAAGACCAACUUGACUGAAACAUGAAAUGUUAAACAAUGGUAAUUCCACAUGUUCAGGGCGAAAUAAAACUUUGUGUCACAGGACAAUGAGGAGAAAACUAGAAUAUUUCGUAUUUCAUAUAAUAAAAUACUAAAGAAAUAGUGAGUGAGUGAUGUCAUCAGUUCCCUCAUUUGCAUACUGACCAGGAUGUGAAUAUAACUAUUUUGUGAAAUGAAGCGAAACUAAGAAAUGUCAUAACUUUCUUAUUUUACAUCCGAUUUUGAUGAAAUUUUCUGUGUUGUGCUUUUUGGAUUUUUCUCUUUUUAUUCAAAUACACUUUUUGUUGGGGUGGACUUGUCCUUUAAGAAAAACAUUAUGAAGCAAAAAUACUUUUAUUCAAGCUAUUGGAAAAUUUCUUUAAACCAUUCAAAACACCACCUACAUAUAAUAUAUGGGCCAGUUUUUAAUGAAAAUAUUAUAUAUUAAAAUUACAUACAUGUGCUAUACUCACAGAUUUCAGGUGACACUUUCACUUCUGCAAAUUUAUAUUGACCUUUACCUGCUUACUUCGCUCUCGUGCAACUUGGAUACUGUAUCAUGGUAUGUGUGUUAAUAUGAAUAAUUGAAAAUGUUGUUUCACUCUCGAAUGGAUGUAUGGCAGCAAUAAUCAACAAAUCAAGGGAAUAAUCAAAUUAGGGAAAUAUUGUUACUGCCACAUCAGUUUAAGGAUGAAAUAUUGUCUCUGUGUAAUUUAUCUAUUAAAGUAUGGUAUUCAAGUAUAGGUAAGACCCUCAAUGUUACAUUGUGGGAUGUGAGAAGUGCCACCAAGUUACCUGUUGGCAAUAAGGUGAAUGGAUGACCUAUGCAACCAAUAUAUUAUGCUGUAUUAAAACUAUUGAUAUGUUAAAGACAUUUAACAAAUAGAAAUACUUCUGACGCAUGAUAUAGAUUGUAUCUUAUUGUACAAGUUUACUUUAUUUCUAUGUACAUUGUACAAUAAUAAACUGUACAAGUAUAUUUAUCUAUACAGAAA
Molecule: messenger RNA, 3006 nt
Organism: Lytechinus pictus (painted urchin)
Lineage: Eukaryota; Metazoa; Echinodermata; Echinoidea; Temnopleuroida; Toxopneustidae
Product: protein FAM136A-like
Exons: 3
Coding region: 469-903 (144 amino acids)
Cellular component (GO): cytoplasm
Source: RefSeq, a predicted model, not a curated record